Messenger RNA from Didymodactylos carnosus, 464 nucleotides. The record is from the annotation of a GenBank genome assembly. Lineage: Eukaryota; Metazoa; Rotifera; Eurotatoria; Philodinida; Philodinidae.
AUGGAACAAGAAAACGAGAUUAAACGAAUUAAUCGAGAUCGUCAACGUUUAAACGAUGAACAACAGCUGUUAAUAUUAAAUCAGAAUGGUUUUAAAAAAGAAACAAGCAGAAUUAGAGGUAGGCGCCCACAUGAAUCAUGCCAGUGGUCCGUACGCCGUGAUAUGGUCUAUCAUGGCGGUUUCACACCCUUAUUAUCAACACACAGUAUGGUUUUGGUCGUCAUUCUUUGUUUUUUUGUCACUUAGUGCCCGUGACGCCAAUAAAUGUGAAACAAAGAUUGCCUCAUUUCUCAGGUUAAAGACGAGUAGAGGUAACUGUAUGAAUAAUCGAGUGGAACAAUCUAUUUUAGAAACAAUUAUUAUUAAACUCAUUAUUCUAGAUAGUUUUUGUAUAUUCUCUCUCACCUGGGAGCACAAUUAAAAUAAAAAUAAUCAAUAGGAUACUGUCACGUUGAUUUUCUGUU